Paramisgurnus dabryanus is the source of this 2083-nucleotide messenger RNA. NCBI's taxonomy places the organism in Eukaryota, Metazoa, Chordata, Actinopteri, Cypriniformes, Cobitidae. The record is from RefSeq and is a predicted model, not a curated record.
AGCAACGUCUGCUGUUUCAACAAAUCAGGAACUCGAACUGGACCAACGUCGCAAAGCGCGCUUAAUAUUCAUAACGCAAGCCUUUGCCAUAGUAGUGUUUAUAAAUUCUCUUGUUGGUUUCCUCGAUUACGAUGGCAACUAGUCCCAAAAGACCCUCAUUAGGGGCUAUGGCCCCUCGUAAAAAAGCAAAUCCAAAGCCUGAACUGACAGAGGAGCAAAGACAGGAGAUCAGAGAGGCAUUUGAUCUGUUUGACACCGAUGGUUCUGGUUACAUUGAGGUGAAAGAAUUAAAGGUGGCCAUGCGUGCACUUGGUUUUGAGCCUAAAAAAGAAGAAAUCAAGAAAAUGAUUGCAGAGGUUGAUAAAGAUGCUACUGGAAAAAUCUCUCAUAGUGAUUUUCUCGCAGUGAUGACCCAGAAAAUGGCUGAGAAAGAUUCAAAGGAAGAAAUUCUUAAAGCAUUUCGUCUGUUUGAUGAUGAUGAGACCGGCAAAAUAUCCUUUAGGAAUCUAAAGAGAGUCGCCAAAGAACUGGGUGAAAACCUCACGGAUGAGGAACUACAGGAAAUGAUUGAUGAAGCAGACAGAGAUGGUGAUGGGGAAGUAAACCAGCAGGAAUUUCUUCGCAUUAUGAAGAAAACAUGUUUGUACUGAACGUUGUCGUAAGCACAGGAAUGUGAGAAAAUUAAUGUAAACAUUUUCUAGAUUUUUAUGAUUUGAGUUUUCCUUCACAGUAUCAUUCCAAAACCUCAAAGCCUGUUAACACCAGUGGUCAUUUAAGAUCUCUGUGAGUUUGCCAAAUAAUAAAGACGUCAGCCGUUUACAUGUUAUAUUCUUAAAUCUUAAAGAUCAGUAAACAUUAGCACAUAACAGAGGUUUGUGUGAUUGAUUCGUAUUAGACUCUUUAUGAGCUAUGCCUUAGGGUUUUUUCAUAUAAAAAUAUUUUAUCACUUAAUAAAUUAUCCUGAUCCCUUUGUGUUAUAAUAAGAUGUAAAGUGUCUUCUGUAAACUUGAUCAUCACUCUGUUCUGCUGUAUGCUUUCAGGGACUUAAGAUAUAGAUAUAUAUUUACUGUAAUCCCGUCUCUGUGCCUGAUAGAUAAUAGAUUUCUGCACUUGUAGUGAAUACACUGCAAAAAAAAAAGAGACUUUUACUUGUUUUAGUCAAGAAGUUUUAAUCAAAAUGUAUUUUCUUGCUGAGCAAAUGACUUAAAAUAAGUUUAGUUUUAGACAAGAAAUAUAACAUUUAGGUGAAUUUGCGCAUAAAGCAAGCAAACAAUCGGCCAGUGGGAUAAGAAAAAAAUCUUGAAAUAGGUUUACUUUUUUCUUAAACACUUAAAGAAAAAAAUUAUUAUCCCAUUGGCAGAUAUUUUAGCUUGUUUUCUGCCCAUAGUUCACCCAGAAAUAAAAUUCUGUCAUCAAUUACUCACCCUCAUGUUGUUACAAACCAUUCGUGGACCCCAUUCACUUCUAUAGUAUUCAUUUUUCCUUCUAUGGAAGUGAAUAGGGGGCCACAAAUGUUUUGAUAAUGAACAUUUCUCAAAAUAUCUUCCUUUGUGUUCAUCAGAACAACGAAAUUUAUGUGGGUUUGUAACAACAUGAGAGUGAGUAAAUGAUGACAGAAUUUUCAUUUUGGGGGGAACUGUCCCUUUAAAUGUAAUUUUUUUUUCUUAGGUCAUUUUUCUAAUCAGAAAGUACAUCUUGAUUUAAGUAUUAAAGUCAUUUUUUUGUAGUGUACCACUGUAUCUUGUGAUUCUGUGAUUAUAUUUUUUACUUUUAACCAUUCAGAUGUUGUUUUAAAAUAUUAUUUAAAGUAGAAUAAAUGAUAUUAAGCAGCUGUUAUGUUGUUCUUUUAUUGACGCUAUUUAAAGAAGUGCAAGUAAUUGUAUGUGAUCCUGUCUGUGAAAUACAUGGGUUAAUGACAUGACGAUAAUUAUUUUGUGUAAAUUAAAUAAAUAAAUUUGCAGAUUACUUGCAUACAUUCUGUAAAAUUCUAAGUCUAAAAUUCCUGGUUUUAUUUAAUUUUAAAAGAAACUUUGGGGGAUAAUUGCAAAAAUGUCAAUUGGUGUAACUAGUAUUUUUUUAAAUG